CGGGCAUGAAGUGGCGUGAAUACGCCGAGCGCGUGCGCCAAAGCGAGACAAAGUGAGUGCGUUUUUUGGUGUGAGCGUGUUCGAAAAUGCCCGGGGUCGAUGGAAGUGAAGAAGAAGAGGAGGAAAAAGAAACACCAACACGGUUCAUCUCGUCGAGGCACACACAGCCUGUCCCUCGAAUGCAUUCAAUUUUUAUUCCUCGACAGACGCAGACUCGAACGCACGCACGUCCGUACGCGCGUCCCGUGUUGUAAGCGAUCGUAAGCGUAAAGCGGAAAAGGGCUGCGUAGACAGUCGGUAGAAAACAAACGCAACAAACCGGGGUGGAUAAGUUUCACGGUGCUUUCGCGUAAGCUUUUGUGUCGGAUAAAGUGUUUACCGGAUUUUGGAGCUCGUUUCGUGACGAUCGUGUGAGUUUCGCGCAAGUGAUUUGUUUGCGCUCAGUUGUGCGCUAGUGUAGGGUGGUUUGUCGAUGUUCGAAUACCAAUCAGUUACCCGAGUGUGAUACGUGGCAAUCAAGUGAUGGUAGAGAGUUAAAGUGCCCGGAAAUAAGCACCAAUAAAACCCUUUGGCAGCUACAGAAACAAAAGAAAAACCGCCGAUCGAAAGUGCAGUGCUACUCCGUCAAUCACUCCCCGCACGAAUGACGGUCAGCUAUGUCGUAUGACGCGAGUUGUCAAUUGUUUUCCCAGUGUACACGGUUCGCUACAAUUGCUCAGUAGAAGGGAAGUUUGCGAUGUAAUGAGUGUCAAUUGCGUGCUGGUGCGAAACAUUUGAUCCUAACGAACCAAACCGCCCGCCCCAAAACGGUACUGCUUUCGGGCAAUCAAAGUGACGCGACAUUUUGUGCGAGAAAGUGCGUUUCUCUCCGUACGGCCAGCGGUGUAGUUCGGUGCAAAUCUUCAUGCUAAAAUCGUCAGGAAUGACUGUAACUCCGGUACGAAUGGCGAUGACCAGCCCGACGGUGCCCAUGCAGCAGAAAAGCAACUCGCGGAUCAGCAACUUCAGCGUCGCGUCCCUGCUGGCGGACACGCGGCCCAAAACGCCGAACGCGCACCAUGCCAUCAUCACCUCCGGCACCCCGACCACGACCACCCCGACGCCGCCCUCGCUCACCCCGCUCAGCCCGCUGAUGGUGCACGGGCCGCCGCACGGUGCCGCGCUGCUGCACCAGGCGAUGACGACCGCGCUGACGACGGUGACGACCACGACCCUGCCCGGCACCUCCCCGUCCAGCGACAUGCUGCCCGCCAAUCUGUCCUCCCACACGACCAGCUCCUCCUCGCCCCGGUCCCAGCACGACGGUAGCUCGCUGCGGAACCUGGACGCGGACCGGCACACGGACACCCCGCACAGCCUGCUCGAGUCGGACGAUUACGACUCGAACCACGACGAGGAGGAGGACUCGAUCGUCGACAUCGAGGACAUGGACCAGGAGCUGAGCGAGAGCGGCUCGCAGCCGGGCGGCCGGAAGGGCAGCGGCUCGCCCGGGUCACCGUCCGCGAUGGGGAUGGGGCACGGUUCGCCGCCGGGAGCGGCCCUGGCGGCCGCCGCCGGCCACGUACCGAUACGGCCGACGCCGUUCAGUGCGCUGGCCGCGGCUGCGGCGGCCUGGGGCGGCAUGAGCGGCGGUGUACCGUGGCCCGGCGCCCGCCAGAUGCCACCGUUCGGUCCGCCGGGGCUGUUCCCCGGGCAGGGCUUCGGCGCCGGUCAGCUUGGUGGAGAUAACGAACCGCCCCGUAUCAAGUGCAAUCUGCGGAAGCACAAACCGAACCGGAAGCCCCGCACACCGUUCACCACCCAGCAGCUGCUGUCGCUCGAGAAGAAGUUCCGCGAGAAGCAGUACCUCAGCAUAGCGGAGCGGGCCGAGUUUAGCUCGUCGCUGCGGCUCACCGAGACCCAGGUCAAGAUUUGGUUCCAGAACCGGCGGGCCAAGGCGAAGCGCCUGCAGGAGGCCGAGCUGGAGAAGAUCAAGAUGGCGGCACUCGGGCGGGCACCGGGCGCCCAGCUCUACAUGGGCUACUUCCAUCCGAGCUUAAUGGGUGGCGCGAUGCAUCUGGGCUAAGCGUGCCGAAGAUGCCUCCAAAAUGCAACAAACCAACAGCAACAAGAACAACAAAAACAGCAGCAGCAUCAACAAAAACAAUUGCAAAACAAAACCUACCAACCAAUCAACCAUUGUGAAUAUUAGCAUUUAAGUGUCUAUUGCUAAAACUGACCUGUUGCUAUACUCGUUAAGAAGUGGUAGUGCCGGCCGGACGAUGUCUAUGAUUAGGGUAUUUAUUUUAGUUCGCAUCCAAACGUCCAAGCGGCCUCGCAGGAGGAAGGGCACAACUCUGCAACUCACACAGGGCAUGCCCGGAGUGCGAAGAGUUUAAUUUUAUUUAUUCCUAAACGUGGGCUUUCCCUGGCCCGGGCGCUUUGUAUUGGCCCUACUCCCUGUGGGGGGGGGGGGAUUUUGUAAAUAUUAAUCAGUUUUGGGCAUCCUUCGCUUGCCUCCCUUUCCUCCCCUGGAUGGUGUUUGCUGAGUGCUAUUGGUGGUGGUGGUGUUAGCCCAACAACACCUCAUCGCCGCUCAAGACAAACGCUCUCCGAUCGCCAUUUGUAAAUAUUGUCCCGAACGAAAAACGGUUCCGACGUUCCGAGGGUUGCGUGCGAAACACUUUUCGGCCCGAGGGGGUGGAUAAUUUGCUCCCUUCCCCUUGCUUUCCAGCGCGAUACGUUUUUGGGUGGCAAUGGCGCCUAAAGCUGGCUCCACUGUGUGCACGGUUUUAAUUUCAUUUUUUAUGUGUUUGUGUGGAAUGUAAAUAACAGCCCCGAAAGGGGUGAACAAUCGCUAACGUUGGCUAGGGAAGUGUAGGGAUUGCGCCAAGAAGGUAAACGUUCGUUGGAGAUUUCGAUCAGCUGAAGUCAAAUGCGUCCGAUCGGGUCCCCGGGCGAUCCGUUGUAAAUAGACCAUGUUUAAAAAGAGAGAGGGGGAUGGUGUGCGAGUGUAGAUGAGGUGGGAUUACUGGAUGACGACAGUGAGGCGUUUGUUGUUGUUUGAAUGUGACAGCUUAUUCGCCAUUUGCGCUGCUAAUAGAUAGAUAGGUGCCCCGGGGUGAGUGUUUGGAGAAGAGCCUCCAAUGUUUGUGGGUCGUGUGCCGAUCUCGAUCAUUACUUAUCCAAUUGCUGCCAAAGUUGUACAGACGGACGGGGGGGAACCGGUGGUAGGGGCACACAAUCCACUCCAUUAAGUGGAAGGCAAAUAAGGUUAAUUUGAAGCCUCCUAGCUCAGAGCAAACACCAGCAACACAAAAAAGCGCUGAAAUCGGGCAUCAAUUCGGAUGGAGUUCAGGUUUUUGCCGGGGGAAGAGUUUUUUUUAAUAAAGCGCAGGAACAGGUAACAAAAAAA
Messenger RNA from Anopheles gambiae (African malaria mosquito), 3394 nucleotides. It is a transcript of the gene Dr, whose product is annotated as muscle segmentation homeobox. Gene Ontology annotation, biological process: regulation of transcription by RNA polymerase II; embryonic morphogenesis. Gene Ontology annotation, molecular function: DNA-binding transcription factor activity, RNA polymerase II-specific; RNA polymerase II transcription regulatory region sequence-specific DNA binding. The record is from RefSeq and is a predicted model, not a curated record. NCBI's taxonomy places the organism in Eukaryota, Metazoa, Arthropoda, Insecta, Diptera, Culicidae. The transcript is spliced from 2 exons. Gene Ontology annotation, cellular component: nucleus. The coding region runs from base 905 to 2065 and encodes 386 amino acids.